Molecule: messenger RNA, 1255 nt
Organism: Odontomachus brunneus
Lineage: Eukaryota; Metazoa; Arthropoda; Insecta; Hymenoptera; Formicidae
Product: clavesin-1
Exons: 5
Coding region: 185-1045 (286 amino acids)
Cellular component (GO): membrane
Molecular function (GO): phosphatidylinositol bisphosphate binding
Source: RefSeq, a predicted model, not a curated record
AUGGUCAAAGAUUGGUUCAGUAUGAUACACAAGAGGAAGCCUCCUUCUGUUCGUGGUGAGAAUUGCGUGACACAGAUAAGUUUCUGUCGUCCUGCUGCGAGGAACGUUUCAGCGUAGUCGAGAUCGAGAGUGACCGAAAAUCGCCGCAGGAACGAAGAGCGAGGAUCGAAGAAACGGAUCCAGGAUGUCUUUCGAAAUUCAGACAGGUCCACCCGGACCUGAGGCUAAGGCUUUAGCCGAAAAACAACUCAGGGAGACUGAGGAGAAUGUAAAGAACGGCAUCGAGACUCUGAAGAAGUUACUCCAAGAGAAGCCAAAUCUUUACUAUAACACCGAUGACGAGAUUUUGAUGACCUUUUUACGACCGUGCAAAUUUUACCCAAAAAGUGCACUGGAUCUUAUGCAGCGAAUCGCGGAGUUCAAAGAGAAGAAUGCGGCUUUAUUGCAUAACCCGCUGCCGAGCAGCGAGCAGGAUGCUCUCUUAAACAACAAUAUUAUAAAUGUUCUAACUACCAGAGAUCAUAAGAAUCGCAGAAUUCUGCUGGUGCAUUCUGGCAAACUCUGGGACCCGUCCAAAGUCACGUCCGAUCAGAUGUUUCGGCUCUUCUAUAUCAUCCAUACAUUAGCUGUGCUAGAACCGGAGACACAGAUAUACGGUUGUGUAGUGAUAAUGGAUUUUGACGGGCUUUCGAUGAAGCAGGUGAUGGGUCUAUCGCCAUCUUUCAGCAUGAGACUCCUCUCUUUCAUUCAAGACGCGAUGCCACUGCGUCUGAAGGAGGUUCACUUCGUGAAGCAACCGUUCCUUUUCAACAUGGUGUGGCAAAUGUUCAAGCCGUUCGUCAAAGAGAAGCUAAAGAAACGUAUGUUCUUCCACGGUACCAAAAUGUCUUCUCUUCAUAGUCACAUCCCUCCAAGCCACUUGCCGAAAAAUUAUGGCGGUGAAUUGCCGGAGAUUAAUUAUACUAGCGCCGACUGGUACCCGGUAGCACUCAAUUUCGAGCAUAAGAUGCAAGAAUGGAGUACAUUCGGAUUUCGCCAGAAAUAAUAGUUCACCGUUUACGUCGUCAUCAUCAUUGUGAUGCUACAGUGAUGUUAAAUAUUAGUUUUCGCAAUUCGCCAGAGAGUGAAUUUCGGACGUCAAAGGAAUAUACACGUUGUACUACAUAAUAUAAUAAUAUAUAAUGCAAUAUGCAUUUAUGUACAUAACGUAUAUUAUGAUAUUGUAUGUAUUAAAUAUAUAUUUUUGAUAACCGAA